Molecule: messenger RNA, 354 nt
Organism: Prunus armeniaca (apricot)
Lineage: Eukaryota; Viridiplantae; Streptophyta; Magnoliopsida; Rosales; Rosaceae
Source: the annotation of a GenBank genome assembly
AUGAUUGGAGACCCUUUUAAGAUGGUCACCAGUAAAUACUGCGUAUUCCACGGGGAGCAUGGUCAUUACACCAACAACUGCAAUGCUUGGAAAAGACACCUUGAAGAGCUGGUCAGAGAUGGUCGUUGCACAGAAUUCGUUGUAAAGAAGGUCAUCCAGCAGAUCAAGGAUCGUGAUGCAGCUGUUAAGGAACCUCCCCAAAAGGUCAUUUUGAUCAACACCAUUCUAGUUGGCUCCCAGGAAUCCGGGCUGACCACCAAGGAGUGCAAAAGAAAGAUCGCGCAUGCGACUUAUGUGUCCCAAGUCAUAAUGGGAGUACCAGUCAUUGUGGAUAUACCCAUCAUCGGCUUUUAG